AUGUCUCAGCUUUAUGUCAGUUUGGCUAGUUUCCUGCAAAUUACGGGGUUUCCCGAGGGUGCCGGUCAAGGGCCACCCGAUGUCAAGCAUCCAGACUGCAGUAUCCCUACGCCAACUCUGCCAACCCUAAAUGUCCUGACUUUUACCGUCAUCGCCACCGUGGCACCGACCAUUGACUCCUGGGGCCAAGUCCUGAAGCACAUUUGUGCCGCACGUCCCGAACCGCCUGUUUCCGGCCUCUCUCUCGAUGCGGAGGGAGGCGCGGUAGCUGGUGCCCUAGGACACGAAAAGGCGAAAUCUAGCGGUGGAGGCCACGAUGGCGCCGGAGGUCAGCCACAGAAUGGAUAUCCAGGCGCAGGCGCGCAAAAGAUUGUCUACGCCAACCAUUUCGAGGGCGAGCCUCUGGGAGAGGAACCGGCAGCGUGGAAAGCGUGGCAGACCGCAAAAGGCGAGAACCUCGAAAUCUUCGUCCCGCUCGACUUUACCGACGAUCACGGAAACCAAAAGUUCGUCUACUACCAGGUCGACUAUAACGGAAGAGCCAUCAAGCUCGACGACUACAACGGAAGAGCCAUCAAGCUCGACGACUACAACGGAAGAGCCAUCAAGCUCGACGACUACAACGGAAGAGCCAUCGAGCUCGACGACUACAACGGAAGAGCCAUCAAGCUCGACCGACACUCACCGGACUCCGGGGUCAGGGCGGUCGACGACUACUUUGUCUAUGCCCUCGUGGCCGACGCCAACGUCACAGAAGCCUCUGCGACUUUCUACCAGCCCAUCCGCUGCAACGAGGCGAAAGAGUACAAUAUGCAGGCUCGGUUGUUGUGGGUGAACGCGGCCUUCAAGGCCGCCUCUUGCGCGAUCAAGGCGAGCUGGUCUGGAUUCGAGGAGCGGGGUUUGACAGCACAGCCCGUGGAGGACGUGACAAUUAUUCUGGAUUUCACCACCACCUGGGAUCCGGAAGACGAGAAUUUUGUGAUUGAGCUAUCUUGUAGCGGGAUAAGGGAAGCGGGGAACAGAUUCAGGUGGCAGACAUAUUUCUUCGCGAGCUAG
This is a messenger RNA of Parascedosporium putredinis, 1056 nucleotides long. Lineage: Eukaryota; Fungi; Ascomycota; Sordariomycetes; Microascales; Microascaceae. The record is from the annotation of a GenBank genome assembly.